GCGAACGCAAAGGUAUCCGCUUGCAAUUCGGCAACGAAGUCUUCCGUACGCUUACUCACGUCGCUACAUGCACUCAAAGCGCAGCUCACUGUGCACACGAGUUCAUUUCUUGUGGAAAACUUUUGGGUCCUGUUUCCUACGCCUGCCAUCAACGCAUUUUGACCUAUUUCAACCAGUCCUAGUAGCCGGUCUGCUUGGCCUUGCCUCCAGUGGCAGCAGCCGCGUACGGGUUCUCUCCCCCGGACGGGCCGUACGUGUACGCUGGGUGCGCAUUAAGUGGCUGGCGCUGGCCUGCUUGUUGGCCAAAGUAGUUCCGCGGGUGCGGGUUGUACGGCUGUUGUCGCACUGGCAUAGUGAUCUCCUGGUAGCCGAAGCGGCGGUGACGCCGCGAGUGCAUGAUGUAGCACGACAGCGCCACCAGCAUGAUCUCCAGAGACACGAUGACGAACACGAAGACCGCUACGAGCAGCGAUUGGUCGUUAACCCACGAGAUCAUGCGCGUCUCGCAGGCACAGAGCAUCGUGUGCUCCGUCAUAGCGUUGCUCAAAGAGAAGCUGGGGCCUGCGCACUUGAGGAAGUUGCUGCCGCUCCGUAGCUGCUUGUGUCCGAUGGGGCAGUUCUCCUCCACGAAUGACGCAAACCAGCCGAACUCGGGGUUGGAACAUGAAGCGAUGAGCGGCCGGUCGCGUGUGCCUGUGAGGUCGAUGUCCACGUCGAAGCCGCAGCCGUAGUACACGUACUUGAACCUCUUGUUAAUCCAGCGCAGCGUCUCCUGGUCUGCUGGGGCCAGUACGGACAGGUCGAAGUUGUGUUUGGCCACUUCGACUAGCGAACUGUGCACGUGCGUCAGGAAACCGGCAAGCGAGAGCUGCGCGACCACCGAGACCAGUACCAGGAUGGCGUAUGGGAACAAGAACACUUUGCUCUCCCAUUGGGCGCCACAGCAACCCAGUAGCGCGAUUAGGAUGAUCAGAGAGCCACACAUGAUGACGGAGGAAGCUACGCCACCGUCGGAGAACUCGGUGAGCGCUGGGAGUGACGCCAUGUAGCCUAUGAACAAUGAACAAUGAUACGUUUAGUUAGUGAUAAAUGGUUGUACUGGGGUGAAUAUGUGGUUAAAUACGCUGGGAAUUGCAUGAAAAAUCGUAAAAGAUAGCGGUCUAACCUCCGAUGGACACGAGCACGGAGCCUAGCAGCAGGAACAGCACAUUCGUGAACACGAGGAUGCUGCGGGACAACGAGCGCCACGCGUGCAUGGUUUAUAGAGUUUUUCUUGGAGUUACGACACGGAACAAGUAUGCGCAGAUAGCGGAGAGUGUGGCGCAGCAGAGGGGAAGUGCGGUGGGCGAUGACGAAGAGCGCAGACACACGGGACGAACCUCAAUGGACCAAGACCACGCACUGAUUUACUGUCGAUUUUUUUUUUUCUUUCGCGGAGGGAGAGAUGCUGGAUCAGAUGGACUCAGAUUUUAAGUUGACUCAGAUUUUGUGCUGUUUUGCUUCAUUUUUGAGAUGGGCGGCCGCAUGACGACAAACUCAGCGACUCCUGUGAGGACCUGGGGCUCGCCGGACGAGAAUCUGGUGCUCGUGGAUGAUGUCAAGGCGCUCAGACAAGCUGUGCACGACGAGAUGGAGCUUAUCGGCUGCGGCUUCCACCAGCACCGAGUCGUCACGUACGAUAUAGCAGCUAUAGGUUUUAUUGUUUUUAAAGGUUGACCUAAAUUUGGAGCAGAAUUCUAGGAUUUGGAAACGUUGCAGAUGCAGUGGAGAUUCUAGCAAUUGGAUACAUCCUGACGGUGUACGAAGACUCGGAAGGCGAAAUGACAUCAUGGGAAUCUACUCAUUUGUUGUAGGUCUGCUGACGGCUGCUGUAUUUGCUGGAAUGUUGGGUGGUGGGUUGGUGGGUGGCGUGGCUGGAGAUCUCUACGGUCGUAAACCGGUUCUGCUCGUAACAUUGGCCAUCAACGCCAUCGCUGCCUUUUUGUCAGCUUUUUCGCCGAAUGUCUACUGGCUUAUCUUCUUCCGAGCCACGGCGGGCUUAGGAGUGGGUGGAGUGGUGUCGUCACUAUUUGCAUUAUGUCUGGAGCAUGUCCCCGUAUCGGCGCGAGGACGAUACGUCACUAUUUUGUGCUCAUUCUGGAUGGUGGGCGCAGUAUUGACGGCGGGUACGGCCUGGGUGAUGCUAGGCAAGUACAGUAAUGGCGAUCGGAUACUGGAGCUGUCAUGGCGCUGGUUCGCCGGGGUGGUCGGACUACCGUCGUUCACGUGUUUUAUGCUGGCGUUGUGGUAUGUUCCUGAGAGUCCGCACUUUUUAGCAAGUAAAGGGGAUGCACAAGGAGCCACAGCAGUGCUGCAGUAUAUUCACGGAAUACAUCGAAGUGGUCGACAUAUCCAGAUUAAACUCUCCAAUGGUGAAGAAAAUAUGGAUGAUAAAAGUGUGCAAAUUGCGAGUAAAAUGGAAGCUCAGACAGUGAACACGACAGCGGAUAGUGACGACCAUAACUCGCACACUGCCGUUUGCAGCCGUGAAAGUUUACGUGUUCUAGGACGGUUGUUCGAGCGACCGAAUGCAGGACCUACUCUGUUGUUGAUGCUGUGUGGAUUUUCGCUGAGCUUUGGCUCGUACGGUUUGUCGACGUGGAUCACCAAGCUGUUCAAGAGUGCUGGACUGGCAAACCCAUUCGAGAAUGCAUUCCUGUUUGCCGGGGCAAACCUGCCGGGCAAUGUUGUCAGUUUGUAUCUGAUAGAUAUUAUCGGUCAUCAACGCCUAUUGUCUGGAGCAUUAUUCACAUCUGCCUUCUGUGCGCUACUGUUUGCCUUUAAUGUGGAAGGCUCGAAGACGAUCAUCGUACUGGUCUCAUAUCUAUUUAACGCGUCCACCACUGCAGCCUGGAAUGGAUUCGGCGUACUUUCGACCGAAAACUUUCCCCAGGAGCUCCGAACUACUGGUAUUUCGGUAGUGAACUGUUCGAAUCGCGUAGCUGCUAUCACAUCACAGUUUGUGAAUGGAUUUCUCAUGGGUCCUCCGCCUCAUCUCGAGGCUUUACUGCUGGUCACGACCACUGUUAUGUGUACGGGAGGAAUUGCCUCGCGCUGGAUUGCCCAUGGUGGAGAUGACGACAUCGAUGCUAUCAGCAAGAGCGACAGUAGCGAGGAUACCGAGGCAGACCCAGAAGGCUCGCCAAGCUUGUGUGGAGAUGAAGGAGAACACGCUGGUCUGAUUCGACAUGAUGUUCUCUUCAAUGAGAAGAAAAAUUCUCCUAGAAGAGACAUCAAAGAGGUGAAAAGCAGUUAGUACCAACGCAACGUCCGGACUUGUCUGAUUCACCAAAGACGAGUUAGCGAGCCAUAACAACGAUACCUAUUAUGUUCAUUACGCAGAUUGAUCUAAGCUGCCAAAGUUGAGUUAUUGUUUCUGCGACCGGGCAGAUUUGCACGCAACACACGACGCCAGUCACGAGCUUCUUCAACAGUGCGAAAUCGCACGUGAAUCACUUGAUUUUGCGGCGAGUCCAGUGAGAUGAUGAGUUCUAAUGUUGGAGGAGCCAUUGUGCUACCUGCAGAAGGCAAAACUAGUGAUCCACUACGUCGACGUGCCUUGACGCCUUCGACGUACCCUCUCCAACGUGGAACCUCGUACGGUUUGUCGCUGUUGUAAUACGACAGCAUUGAGCCUUGCACAACGAAAAAGUAGCGGCGCCAAAGCCCCAGAAACGAAGUCUUUUUCUCGAUCCAACCGCUCUUAACGAUCGGGAUGGACAGUCGAUCAAACCGACAGAGUCCAUCGGGGUCGAAUGACGACAUGCUCAGCGUUACCUCUUCACUCGAUCCAGUAGACCACGACCGAGACUUUCGACGGGCUGGAGUCUUCAAUGCGCGAAGCCAACGAUUGCGUUCAUGAGUGUCAUGUGCACGAAUGUCGAUGACUUUGCCACAAGCACCGUAGACCUUGAAUCCUACCCGGUUGGUUCGGUCGGUGUCGUCGAUAUGUGCCACUCGAAUAACACCUCGAGGCUGACAGCCGUCACCGAAGUGGAAAAGGUUGCGCGAUGCCCAUGCCGACGCUACUGAUGCUUGAGCUUGCUUCAGGAACACUUCAGCUGGGAAACUUGUGAAAUACGAGAGCAUGGUACCGUCCAGACAGAAAUACCGGUGACGCCAACGUCCGAGCCGUGUACCGCGCAUCCAAAGCCAACCGCAGAACUGGUCUUCUAGGGCCAAGUUGCCAGACUCAAGUGGAGGAAGAUCUCGGGACGUCUCUACGUACGUCAUGGUCGCCCAGCUUGGUGGCUGUUCCCUCGUGACUUGGCAUCGCGGGAAGGAACUCUCGAGUUCGCGCUCGACCUCAGCCUCCGAUGUAAAGGUAGAUAGCGAUCGCAUAACACGUGUGCACGUCAUUCUACGUUUUGCUAGAGGCCGAAGCGACUGCUUGCUCCUCGCUGCGCUGUUAGUUGUCCAAGCCGAGAGUUUCAAAAAUGAGGUGCUACAGGCAUGACUUGAGAAGAAGCGAGCAGCACAUGCCCACUCAACGUACCUGGCGUGUUAGGCCCUCAAACUCCUGCAGCGACGCCGUCCCAUUUCGCUGGGAGCCGCUGGAGACGUGUCGCCGUUUUCGACGAAAGCUUUCCUAUAAAUACUGAUAUCGUGCGUUCCUCGACAUUGGAUCAACGGGCAACUGGGAAAGAUAAACGCGAUGAUGACAACGGUGCCGUCUUGUGGAUGGAUGUUUGAUCCCACGAGUUUACCCUCCAAAUAUUUCGCUGUAAACGCAGCGAGGCUUCCGGAAGUAAAAAUGAGACGAUGUCCUGGAGCCUGCCCAUGGCUUUCAUCUUAACGAAGACCCCUGUUUUACUUUACAAAAGAGAUUGAAAUAGCAAUUAGGAUGCAGUGAGAUUUCAUACCACACCUUCUCAAAAAGUUUUGCUGUUCACUCUCG
Molecule: messenger RNA, 4936 nt
Organism: Phytophthora nicotianae INRA-310
Lineage: Eukaryota; Oomycota; Peronosporomycetes; Peronosporales; Peronosporaceae
Exons: 4
Coding region: 1829-3295 (488 amino acids)
Biological process (GO): transmembrane transport
Cellular component (GO): membrane
Molecular function (GO): transmembrane transporter activity
Source: RefSeq, a predicted model, not a curated record